Molecule: messenger RNA, 3598 nt
Organism: Mya arenaria
Lineage: Eukaryota; Metazoa; Mollusca; Bivalvia; Myida; Myidae
Product: centlein-like
Exons: 23
Coding region: 3-2846 (947 amino acids)
Biological process (GO): protein localization to organelle; centriole-centriole cohesion
Cellular component (GO): centrosome; centriole
Source: RefSeq, a predicted model, not a curated record
UUAUGGAUCGAGAGGACAUCAUAUCGGACUUGAAACGGCAACUUGACAAACGGCACACUCGUGACCUUAGUGGCAGCUACCUCGACCAGGACGAAAAGGUUGAGCCAGUGCUGGACCUGGAGUUCAAGUGUCGCGGCAUGCAGAAAGAGAUUGACAAUCUCCGAAGACAGCUCCUCGAGAGGGAAGGGCAAAUUGAGGCACUUGAGGAAGAUGCCAUCAACCAGACCAUCGAGUUUGAUGUGGCCCGCCUCAACCGACACGAACGCACUCACUCAACACCCUCCAAGCAAGUGAAGAGUGUCGCACUCAGCCCCAUGAGAGGUCCGACCGAGUGGCCAGGCAAGAGUCAGCGGUCAAGGUCAAUGUCCCCUCGGAGAGAGGUGUUAACGUCCAAACCCAGACUCCACAUACAGAAAGAUCUGGAUGAUUGUAGAAUGAUCCUCAAACUUAAGAUACGGGAGUUGAAUGAGCUGAAGAAAGCCCAUGCCAAACGUCUGGAGCGCCUGAAGACCGUCCAGGACAGUUACCGAAAUGUCAAGGAACAACUUAAAACUCUCGAGGACGAGUACUAUGGGUCCAAAAAGAAGCGUAAGAAGGUGAAGCGUGCAGAUCCACGUGACCUGAGACAGGAAGACAGUCCCGCUGUGUGGAACGAACUUGCAUACUUCAAGAAUGAGAACAGAAAUAUGGCCAUUGAAAGGAUGAGUCUGGAGGAGGAGCUUGAUGGUCUCCGUGUGCAAGCAAGCCAGGAUGCUGCCACUGUACACGAGCUCCGUGUGGCACUACAGCAGGAAAAGGAAGAGAGAGCUUAUGAUCGUAAGAAAACAGAACGUGAGGUUGAAGGUGUUUCUAACCAGCGAUCAGAGCUGGUGCUGUUGCGGUCGGAGGUGCAGAAUGGGAAGAUGACUGCAGAGAGGCUCACACGAGAACUACACGAGGCCCGUGCAGACAGGGAGGCACUCACGGAGGAGAAAAAGUUGUUGAAGCAGGAGAUGAUGGAUCUGAAACAGGACGCUUCUCAACACCGGAUGGACCAGGCAGACCUCCGCAGGGACAUUCACAGAUUAAAGAGAGAGUUAGAUGAAGAGCGAGCUAUUUCUCGGCUGCACUCAGGCAAAGCUACGUCCCCUAUAAUGAAGACUGUAACUCUAAAGCCUUCUGGCAAAUCUCGCCGUAAACACAAUGGCAAAUCCAGAACUGCAUUCAAUGUCAGUGCAUCUAAAAAGUUUGAGGAGCUGGUGGAGGAGGGCUGGGAGGAGAUGUCCGGCGAGUCAGACAAUGAAGGAGGAACUGAGUCAGGAACGGACACUCUGGGUGAGAGGAUUGUACAGAAAUCACGCCACCACAAGCCUGACAUGUCAACCACAGACAGCAGUAUGGACCAGCACAAACACCGCAGGGGAACCCAGAUGAAGCACUCCCGCUUGCACCAUCCGACGUCGCCUGUCCGGGAGCCUGCACAGUUCCCUCCCCCUGCUCGCCACACUGAGGCCCGGGCCCACAGAGCCCUGUACCGAGAUGCAGGCACCUCGCCUGUCCACCAGCCUGUCCAGCUCCAGACAUCACCCACAGCCAAGAAAUCACCCGCGUACAAUGCCCUCGUGCGACAACUCAGACCAAUGAAACAGAGAGUUGGAUAUCUGCAACAGCAGGUUUUAACCCUGCGUGAGUCACGAGCAGUGGCCCUCAAGUUGACUGAGGAGUUGAAGGAGAGGAAUGUGCAGCUGGAGACUGAUCUUGGACAUGCACAGCAGAGACUCCGCACAAAUAAACAGUCCAUUCAGAAGCUGAAUGGUGACAUGGACAAACUGCUGGGUGAGAAAAAGGACUUGGAACAGCGACUUACGCAGAAACUGGAUAAUCUCCUACCAGAGACCGGCCGCUCAGACCAUGACUGGAAGGUCCUGGAGGCACGACUCAAGAGCUGUUCCACUGAGCUGUCGCGUCAGAACAAUGUUGUACGCCAGCUGAAGCAGGAGAACGAACAGCUCACUGACCAAGUCAAGCUGCUACAAGACAAGGUUGGACGAGCGGAGCGUGACAGCAGCCAGAAACGUACACUUCUAGAGGACCAGCGGACGCGAGUACGCCAGGCCCUGGAGAGCGCCAAGGCCGAUGCCAACUCUCUGGAGCAGUUGGAUACGAAAACCAAACUGUUGCAGGACACAAAUGAGAAACAGAAGAUACAGAUUGAUUCGUACAAGAAGAGGCUCGGAGCGGUGACCAGGGAAAAACGGGACUAUGAAGAGAGAUUCCUCAAACUUACAGCCGAAGUAGAGAAAAAGAACAAGCUAUUGCUGGAUAGCCAGGCUCGGCGUGCAGAUGUGGAGACGUCACUUUCUGCCAUGGAGGAAAUGGCCACACGACAGAUGAAGUCGCUUGCCCGGGAAAGCGAGGAUGCGCUUGAGACUGCGAAGGACAAACUACGCGAGAUACACCAGGUUCUGCAGGCAUACCAGCGUUUCGUUAGGAAUCUAGCUGCGGAGAUAUUGCGGCGAACACAGCAGGCUCGGGCAGCAGUGAAGGAGCAGGACCAGCGACGGGCGGCGUGUGAGCGGGAGAACAUCUCACUGAAGCGAGCACAAAACCUUGCCAAGGACAUCCUAAAUUUGUCACAGUCUGAUCUUGAUGAGAUCAUGAGUGCCGAUGGAGAUCACACAAACAUGGAGAGUGAGUCUGAAGUUGAGAGACGGCGGGACAGGAAGUGGGCUAAGAAGGUGGACCGUACACAGAAUGGCAAGGACGACUUUGCCCUGGCAUUGAUGGACUUGUUCCUACAGAAGAUAGAGGAGCGGCAUGAGCUGAUGGCACGGCUCCGGCCCGCGGGGGAGUCCCCCAUGACCUAACAGCACCCUGGGAGUCCCCUGUCCCCAUCCACUCGUACACAAGGAUCGGAGCUUCCUAACCAGACCUGCAAGUGGAUCUAACAUAAGGACAGCCAUACAUCUGUAGUGGUUUAACAGUAUAACCAGAGAUUCAGACACUGCCGGAACAUUUGUAAUCACUUGAAUUUUUUUUUUUGUAAACUUGUGUCAUAUUAAAUGUUUGACAUCUCAGAUAUAUUGUACAGUCAUGUGAUGUUGAAAUUGCAGUCAUGUGACAUUUUAUUUCCAUGUUUGUACUGUACUGAUCGUAUCAUCUAUGUUUUGUGAUAUUAGAAAUGACUUCUGCACAUGAAGUGGUAGAUACCUGUAUGUGAAGGAUUCUUAUAAUAUUUAACCCAGUGUUUACAUUAUUUCACUUGUACUGAUGUGAUUAUUUAGAUCUGACUGAUGCCGUCUCCUGUGCUGUAACCGUCCUGUGCUGUAACCUCGCCUGUGAUAUUACCAUAUGUGUACAGUGAUACUUGUAUAUACCCACAUGAUAUGUGUGGACAGGCAGUACAUAGCUGAUGAUGCAUUCCUGUAACUGAGACUACUGAUCUUGUAUUCCAUGUGUAUGCAGUGAGUGCACAGACAUGUACAUACCAGUUUCCAUACAGAUUUUAUAUUUUGAAAUGGACAUUAUGUUAUAAUGUCAUAGUUGUAUUUAAUUCAUGUGGUUAUCCAAAUUGUUUAUUUUUUUAAACAAAAUUAUAGUAAAAUAAAAUAGAAAAAGG